AUGAGGACAUUUUUCAAACCACCUGGACCUGGAUCAGUUAAACCAUAUUCUAAUGUUUCCUCUCCACAGGACGAGCGCAACCAGAUCCUGACUACGUACCUGUGGAUCCGCCAGGUGUGGAUGGACGCCUUCCUCACCUGGAAGAAGGAGGACUACGACGGCCUGGACACCAUCCGUAUUCCCAGCAGCUACGUGUGGAGGCCGGACAUCGUCCUCUAUAACAGCGCAGACGAUGAGUUCUCCAGCUCCAUGGAGACCAACGUGGUUCUCCGUAACGACGGCCAGGUGAUGUGGGACCAGCCGGCCAUCACUAAAAGCUCCUGCUCCGUGGAUGUGGCCUUCUUCCCCUUCGAUCUGCAGCAGUGUCACCUCACCUUCGGCUCCUGGACUCACAACGGGAACCAGAUGGACUUAUCCAACGCCCUGGACAGCGCUGACCUGACCGACUUUGUCCCCAACGUGGAGUGGGAGGUCCUGGGCAUGCCGGCCAAGAAGAACGUGAUCCUGUACGGCUGCUGUUCAGACCCGUAUCCAGACAUCACCUUCACCCUCCACCUGAAGAGGCGCGCCUCCUUCUACAUCUUCAACCUCCUCAUCCCCUGCAUGAUGAUCUCCUUCCUGGCUCCGCUGGGCUUCUAUCUGCCGGCGGACUCCGGUGAAAAGGUUUCUCUGGGUGUCACCGUGCUGCUGGCCCUCACCGUGUUUCAGCUGCUGGUGGCGGAGAGCAUGCCGCCGUCCGAGAGCGUCCCGCUGAUAGGGAAGUACUACAUCGCUACGAUGACCAUGGUCACAGCAUCCACGGCGCUCACCAUCUUCAUCAUGAACAUCCAUCACUGCGGCCCAGAGGCCCGUCCCGUCCCUCUCUGGGCCGAGCGCUUCAUCCUCAACUACCUGGCCCGGAUCUGUUUCGUGUACGAGGUUGGAGAGAACUGUCUGAGCGGGUCUUCAUCCAAGAAACAACCCCUGUCCCAGGACGAGUCCGACGCUCCUUCAGCCAACGGCAACACCAAAGGGACAAACUGGGACGUGAACGGGCAGGCGUGGGGGGGCCGGGUGGAGGAGAACCAGGGGGGGAAGCCUGGACGGGAGUGGAAGGAGGACCUGUUUGUGAACAUCGACCACUCGGAGGAGGAGGGAGCCGCAGGAGGAGAGAAGGAGGAGUCAGACAGCGCCUGCGGAGGAGACGGAGAGGACGUCCAGGAGAAGAAGGGCGUCGGAGGUGAAGGAGGGGGCGGAGCCAGGAGGGAGAUCGUGGUGAAAACGCUGUGCGUGUGUCAGCACCAGGGGCUCCGCAGGAACGUUCAGUUCAUAGCCAACUCAUACCAGGACCAGCGGACCGCACAGCUCCGCAUCGGGGAGUGGAGGAAGGUGGCCAAAGUCAUGGAUCGCUUCUUCAUGUGGCUCUUCUUCAUCAUGGUCUUCAUCAUGAGCAUCCUCAUCCUCGGGAAAGCCAUCUGACGGAGGCGUGGGUCAGCGCUCUGACGGAGGAGAAUGUUCUUUAAGUAGAACUCUGGGUUUUUAACUCUUGGCUCCACAUUUUUAGGGUCUAAACUGAUCAGGGUUCUCCAAAGACCGCUUCAGUCCACAGAGGAGGAUCAGGCUGAGAUCAGUCUUUGAGGUUAAAUGCUCCGAGUUAUUUUAUUUUAGAGUCUAGACCCUAAACAUGUCAAAGCUGGACCAAGAUUUAAUGACAGCAGAGAUGUAGAGCUGAUGGUUUUCCUCUCACUGGCUUCCUGUUUGUGAUGAUCAAAUGUUUCCCUGAGGAGACGUCACUAACGCUCACACUUUUAUAUCUCAGUGUUGUUUUAGCGUGAGGUUUUUAAUGCAUGCAGGACUUUCUGAUCACACUGAAGGAAGAGAUGUCUGCGCUUCGUCAUUUAUCUCUGAGUGUAGUUUACUUUAGUUCACAGGUGUCAAACUCGAGGCCCGGGGGCCAAAUCCGGUCAUGGUGCAGUUAAACCCGGCCCACCAGAUCAUAGGAUAUUUUUAUUAGAACUGGCCACCAGUAUGAGGUCUGCAGAUUUACUCCAGUAUAAACAUUUUAACUAAAGCUGGGUGAUUUAUAACAUCCUGGGUCACAGAAAUAACAAUAAAAAAUCAUAAAUGGUGAAAAUAAUUUGAUGAAAAGUCAGGAAGGAGGGAAGAAUUUUGUUUUCUCUAUAUUUUCAGUUUUGCAUCUCACAGUUAGGACUAAAAGUUAUGAUUUUUAAUGUUUAUUUCAUAUUUUAACCUUUAAGAUUCAGAAUUUUAAAUUUUAAACCCUAUU
Molecule: messenger RNA, 2266 nt
Organism: Cheilinus undulatus (humphead wrasse)
Lineage: Eukaryota; Metazoa; Chordata; Actinopteri; Labriformes; Labridae
Product: neuronal acetylcholine receptor subunit alpha-9-II-like
Exons: 4
Coding region: 1-1458 (485 amino acids)
Biological process (GO): signal transduction; regulation of membrane potential; monoatomic ion transmembrane transport
Cellular component (GO): synapse; postsynaptic membrane; neuron projection
Molecular function (GO): transmembrane signaling receptor activity; acetylcholine-gated monoatomic cation-selective channel activity
Source: RefSeq, a predicted model, not a curated record